Schistocerca nitens (vagrant locust) is the source of this 9819-nucleotide messenger RNA. RefSeq lists its product as uncharacterized. The record is from RefSeq and is a predicted model, not a curated record. The transcript has 5 exons. Lineage: Eukaryota; Metazoa; Arthropoda; Insecta; Orthoptera; Acrididae. Bases 1 to 9819 code for a protein of 3272 amino acids. Gene Ontology annotation, biological process: cell differentiation.
AUGAACGGCUGCGCAGGAACGGCUGCGCAGGAACGGCUGCGCAGGAACGGCUGCGCAGGAACGGCUGCGCAGAAGCGGCUGCGCAGAAGCGGCUGCGCAGAAGCGGCUGCGCAGAAGCGGGUGCGCAGAAGCGGGUGCGCAGAAGCGGGUGCGCAGAAGCGGGUGCGCGGGAAGCGGGUGCGCGGGAAGCGGGUGCGCGGGAAGCGGGUGCGCGGGAAGCGGGUGCGCGGGAACGGCUGCGCGGGAACGGCUGCGCGGGAAGCGGGUGCGCGGGAACGGCUGCGCGGGAACGGCUGCGCGGGAACGGCUGCGCGGGAACGGCUGCGCGGGAACGGCUGCGCGGGAACGGCUGCGCGGGAACGGCUGCGCGGGAACGGCUGCGCGGGAACGGCUGCGCGGGAACGGCUGCGCGGAAACGGCUGCGCGGAAACGGCUGCGCCGAAACGGCUGCGCCGAAACGGCUGCGCCGAAACGGCUGCGCCGAAACGGCUGCGCCGAAACGGCUGCGCAGAAACGGCUGCGCAGAAACGGCUGCGACGAAACGGCUGCGACGAAACGGCUGCGCCGAAACGGCUGCGCCGAAACGGCUGCGCCGAAACGGCUGCGCCGAAACGGCUGCGCAGGAACGGCUGCGCAGGAACGGCUGCGCAGGAACGGCUGCGCAGGAACGGCUGCGCAGGAACGGCUGCGCAGGAACGGCUGCGCAGAAACGGCUGCGCAGAAACAGCUGCGCAGAAACAGCUGCGCAGAAACAGCUGCGCAGAAGCAGCUGCGCAGAAACAGCUGCGCAGAAGCAGCUGCGCAGAAGCAGCUGCGCAGAAGCAGCUGCGCAGAAGCAGCUGCGCAGAAGCAGCUGCGCAGAAGCAGCUGCGCAGAAGCAGCUGCGCAGAAGCAGCUGCGCAGAAGCAGCUGCGCAGAAGCAGCUGCGCAGAAGCAGCUGCGCAGAAGCAGCUGCGCAGGAACAGCUGCGCAGAAGCGGCUGCGCAGGAACGGCUGCGCAGGAACGGCUGCGAACGGCUGCGCAGAAACGGCUGCGCAGAAACGGCUGCGAAGGAACGGCUGCGCAGAAACGGCUGCGCCGAAACGGCUGCGCCGAAACGGCUGCGCCGAAACGGCUGCGCCGAAACGGCUGCGCCGAAACGGCUGCGCCGAAACGGCUGCGCCGAAACGGCUGCGCAGAAACGGCUGCGCAGAAACGGCUGCGCAGGAACGGCUGCGCCGAAACGGCUGCGCAGAAACAGCUGCGCCGAAACGGCUGCGCAGGGACAGCUGCGCAGGAACAGCUGCGCAGAAACAGCUGCGCAGAAACAGCUAGGCAGGAACAGCUGCGCAGAAACAGCUGCGCAGGAACAGCUGCGCAGAAACAGCUGCGCAGAAGCAGCUGCGCAGAAGCAGCUGCGCAGGAACAGCUGCGCAGAAGCAGCUGCGCAGAAGCAGCUGCGCAGGAACAGCUGCGCAGAAGCAGCUGCGCAGAAGCAGCUGCGCAGAAGCAGCUGCGCAGAAGCAGCUGCGCAGAAGCAGCUGCGCAGAAGCAGCUGCGCAGGAACAGCUGCGCAGAAGCAGCUGCGCAGGAACAGCUGCGCAGGAACAGCUGCGCAGGAACAGCUGCGCAGGAACAGCUGCGCAGAAACAGCUGCGCAGCAACAGCUGCGCAGAAACAGCUGCGCAGAAACAGCUGCGCAGAAACAGCUGCGCCGAAACAGCUGCGCAGGAACAGCUGCGCAGGAACAGCUGCGCAGGAACAGCUGCGCAGGAACAGCUGCGCAGGAACAGCUGCGCAGGAACAGCUGCGCAGGAACAGCUGCGCAGGAACAGCUGCGCAGAAACGGCUGCGCAGGAACGGCUGCGCAGGAACGGCUGCGCAGAAACGGCUGCGCAGAAACGGCUGCGCAGAAACGGCUGCGCAGAAACGGCUGCGCAGAAACGGCUGCGCAGGAACGGCAGCGCAGAAACGGCUGCGCAGGAACGGCUACGCAGAAACGGCAGCGCAGAAACGGCUGCGCAGGAACGGCUGCGCAGAAACGGCUGCGCAGAAACGGCUGCGCAGAAACGGCUGCGCAGAAACGGCUGCGCCGAAACGGCUGCGCCGAAACGGCUGCGCCGAAACGGCUGCGCCGAAACGGCUGCGCAGGGACAGCUGCGCAGGGACAGCUGCGCAGAAACAGCUGCGCAGAGACAGCUAGGCAGAAACAGCUGCGCAGGAACGGCUGCGCAGGAGCGGCUGCGCAGGAACGGCUGCGCAGGAACGGCUGCGCAGAAACGGCUGCGCAGAAACGGCUGCGCCGAAACGGCUGCGCCGAAACGGCUGCGCCGAAACGGCUGCGCCGAAACGGCUGCGCCGAAACGGCUGCGCAGAAACGGCUGCGCAGAAACGGCUGCGCCGAAACGACUGCGCAGAAACGGCUGCGCCGAAACGGCUGCGCAGGGACAACUGAGCAGGGACAGCUGCGCAGAAACAGCUUCGCAGAAACAGCUAGGCAGAAACAGCUGCGCAGAAACAGCUGCGCAGGAACAGCUGCGCAGAAACAGCUGCGCAGAAACAGCUGCGCAGAAGCAGCUGCGCAGAAGCAGCUGCGCAAGAACAGCUGCGCAGAAACAGCUGCGCAGAAACAGCUGCGCAGAAACAGCUGCGCAGAAGCAGCUGCGCAGAAGCAGCUGCGCAGAAGCAGCUGCGCAGAAGCAGCUGCGCAGAAGCAGCUGCGCAGAAGCAGCUGCGCAGAAGCAGCUGCGCAGAAGCAGCUGCGCAGGAACAGCUGCGCAGCAGCAGCUGCGCAGGAACAGCUGCGCAGGAACAGCUGCGCAGGAACAGCUGCGCAGGAACAGCUGCGCAGGAACAGCUGCGCAGGAACAGCUGCGCCGAAACAGCUGCGCCGAAACAGCUGCGCCGAAACAGCUGCGCCGAAACAGCUGCGCAGGAACGGCUGCGCAGGAACGGCUGCGCAGGAACGGCUGCGCAGGAACGGCUGCGCAGGAACGGCUGCGCAGAAACGGCUGCGCAGAAACGGCUGCGCAGAAACGGCUGCUCAGGAACGGCUGCGCAGGAACGGCAGCGCAGAAACGGCUGCGCAGGAACGGCUGCGCAGGAACGGCUGCGCAGGAACGGCUGCGCAGAAACGGCUGCGCAGAAACGGCUGCGCAGAAACGGCUGCGCCGAAACGGCUGCGCCGAAACGGCUGCGCCGAAACGGCUGCGCCGAAACGGCUGCGCCGAAACGGCUGCGCCGAAACGGCUGCGCCGAAACGGCUGCGCCGAAACGGCUGCGCCGAAACGGCUGCGCCGAAACGGCUGCGCCGAAACGGCUGCGCAGAAACGGCUGCGCCGAAACGGCUGCGCAGAAACGGCUGCGCCGAAACGGCUGCGCAGGAACGGCUGCGCAGGAACGGCUGCGAACAGCUGCGCAGGAACAGCUGCGCAGGAGCAGCUGCGCAGGAGCAGCUGCGCAGGAGCAGCUGCGCAGGAGCAGCUGCGCAGGAGCAGCUGCGCAGAAGCAGCUGCGCAGAAGCAGCUGCGCAGAAGCAGCUGCGCAGAAGCAGCUGCGCAGGAACAGCUGCGCAGGAACAGCUGCGCAGGAACAGCUGCGCAGGAACAGCUGCGCAUGAACAGCUGCGCAACAGCGGCUGCGCAGGAACGGCUGCGCAGGAACGGCUGCGCAGGAACGGCUGCGCAGGAACGGCUGCGCAGGAACGGCUGCGCAGAAACUGCUGCGCCGAAACGGCUGCGCCGAAACGGCUGCGCCGAAACGGCUGCGCCGAAACGGCUGCGCAGAAACGGCUGCGCAGAAACGGCUGCGCCGAAACGGCUGCGCAGAAACGGCUGCGCCGAAACGGCUGCGCAGAAACGGCUGCGCAGAAACGGCUGCGCAGAAACGGCUGCGCAGAAACGGCUGCGCAGAAACGGCUGCGCAGGAACGGCUGCGCAGGAACGGCUGCGCAGGAACGGCUGCGCAGGAACGGCUGCGCAGGAACGGCUGCGCAGGAACGGCUGCGCGGAAGCGGCUGCGCGGAAGCGGCUGCGCGGAAGCGGCUGCGCGGAAGCGGCUGCGCGGAAGCGGGUGCGCGGAAGCGGGUGCGCGGGAGCGGGUGCGCGGGAGCGGGUGCGCGGGAGCGGGUGCGCGGGAGCGGGUGCGCGGGAGCGGGUGCGCGGGAGCGGGUGCGCGGGAGCGGCUGCGCGGGAGCGGCUGCGCGGGAGCGGCUGCGCGGGAACGGCUGCGCGGGAACGGCUGCGCGGGAACGGCUGCGCGGGACGGCUGCGCGGGAACGGCUGCGCGGGAACGGCUGCGCGGGAACGGCUGCGCGGGAACGGCUGCGCGGGAACGGCUGCGCGGGAACGGCUGCGCGGGAACGGCUGCGCGGGAACGGCUGCGCGGGAACGGCUGCGCGGGAACGGCUGCGCGGGAACGGCUGCGCGGGAACGGCUGCGCGGAAACGGCUGCGCGGAAACGGCUGCGCGGAAACGGCUGCGCGGAAACGGCUGCGCGGAAACGGCUGCGCGGAAACGGCUGCGCCGAAACGGCUGCGCCGAAACGGCUGCGCCGAAACGGCUGCGCAGAAACGGCUGCGCAGAAACGGCUGCGACGAAACGGCUGCGCCGAAACGGCUGCGCCGAAACGGCUGCGCCGAAACGGCUGCGCCGAAACGGCUGCGCAGAAACGGCUGCGCAGAAACGGCUGCGCAGGAACGGCUGCGCAGGAACGGCUGCGCAGAAACGGCUGCGCAGAAACGGCUGCGCAGAAACGGCUGCGCAGAAACAGCUGCGCAGAAGCAGCUGCGCAGAAGCAGCUGCGCAGAAGCAGCUGCGCAGAAGCAGCUGCGCAGAAGCGGCUGCGCAGAAGCGGCUGCGCAGAAGCGGCUGCGCAGAAGCGGCUGCGCAGAAGCGGCUGCGCAGGAACGGCUGCGCAGAAGCGGCUGCGCAGGAACGGCUGCGCAGGAACGGCUGCGCAGGAACGGCUGCGCAGGAACGGCUGCGCAGGAACGGCUGCGCAGGAACGGCUGCGCAGGAACGGCUGCGCAGAAACGGCUGCGCAGAAACGGCUGCGCCGAAACGGCUGCGCCGAAACGGCUGCGCCGAAACGGCUGCGCCGAAACGGCUGCGCCGAAACGGCUGCGCCGAAACGGCUGCGCCGAAACGGCUGCGCAGAAACGGCUGCGCAGAAACGGCUGCGCCGAAACGGCUGCGCCGAAACGGCUGCGCAGGGACAGCUGCGCAGGAACAGCUGCGCAGGAACAGCUGCGCAGAAACAGCUGCGCAGAAACAGCUGCGCAGGAACAGCUGCGCAGAAACAGCUGCGCAGAAACAGCUGCGCAGAAACAGCUGCGCAGGAACAGCUGCGCAGAAACAGCUGCGCAGAAACAGCUGCGCAGAAACAGCUGCGCAGAAGCAGCUGCGCAGAAGCAGCUGCGCAGAAGCAGCUGCGCAGAAGCAGCUGCGCAGGAACAGCUGCGCAGAAGCGGCUGCGCAGGAACGGCUGCGCAGGAACGGCUGCGCAGGAACGGCUGCGCAGGAACGGCUGCGCAGGAACGGCUGAGCAGGAACGGCUGCGCAGGAACGGCUGCGCAGGAACGGCUGCGCAGGAACGGCUGCGCAGGAACGGCUGCGCAGGAACGGCUGCGCAGAAACGGCUGCGCAGGAACGGCUGCGCAGGAACGGCUGCGCAGAAACGGCUGCGCCGAAACGGCUGCGCCGAAACGGCUGCGCCGAAACGGCUGCGCCGAAACGGCUGCGCCGAAACGGCUGCGCAGAAACGGCUGCGCAGAAACGGCUGCGCCGAAACGGCUGCACAGAAACAGCUGCGCCGAAACAGCUGCGCAGGGACAGCUGCGCAGGAACAGCUGCGCAGAAACAGCUGCGCAGGAACAGCUAGGCAGGAACAGCUGCGCAGAAACAGCUGCGCAGAAGCAUUGCGCAGAAGCAGCUGCGCAGGAACAGCUGCGCAGAAACAGCUGCGCAGAAACAGCUGCGCAGAAGCAGCUGCGCAGAAGCAGCUGCGCAGAAGCAGCUGCGCAGAAGCAGCUGCGCAGAAGCAGCUGCGCAGAAGCAGCUGCGCAGAAGCAGCUGCGCAGAAGCAGCUGCGCAGGAACAGCUGCGCAGAAGCAGCUGCGCAGGAACAGCUGCGCAGGAACAGCUGCGCAGGAACAGCUGCGCAGGAACAGCUGCGCAGGAACAGCUGCGCAGGAACAGCUGCGCAGGAACAGCUGCGCAGGAACAGCUGCGCAGGAACAGCUGCGCAGGAACAGCUGCGAACGGCUGCGCAGGAACGGCUGCGCAGGAACGGCUGCGCAGGAACGGCUGCGCAGGAACGGCUGCGCAGGAACGGCUGCGCAGGAACGGCUGCGCAGGAACGGCUGCGCAGAAACGGCUGCGCAGGAACGGCUGCGCAGGAACGGCUGCGCAGAAACGGCUGCGCAGAAACGGCUGCGCAGAAACGGCUGCGCAGAAACGGCUGCGCAGAAACGGCUGCGCAGAAACGGCUGCGCAGAAACGGCUGCGCACGAACGGCAGCGCAGAAACGGCUGCGCAGGAACGGCUGCGCAGAAACGGCUGCGCAGAAACGGCUGCGCAGAAACGGCUGCGCAGAAACGGCUGCGCCGAAACGGCUGCGCCGAAACGGCUGCGCCGAAACGGCUGCGCCGAAACGGCUGCGCAGGGACAGCUGCGCAGGGACAGCUGCGCAGAAACAGCUGCGCAGAAACAGCUAGGCAGAAACGGCUGCUCAGGAACGGCUGCGCAGGAACGGCUGCGCAGGAACGGCUGCGCAGAAACGGCUGCGCAGAAACGGCUGCGCCGAAACGGCUGCGCCGAAACGGCUGCGCCGAAACGGCUGCGCCGAAACGGCUGCGCCGAAACGGCUGCGCCGAAACGGCUGCGCCGAAACGGCUGCGCCGAAACGGCUGCGCCGAAACGGCUGCGCCGAAACGGCUGCGCCGAAACGGCUGCGCCGAAACGGCUGCGCCGAAACGGCUGCGCCGAAACGGCUGCGCCGAAACGGCUGCGCCGAAACGGCUGCGCAGGGACAACUGCGCAGGGACAGCUGCGCAGAAACAGCUAGGCAGAAACAGCUGCGCAGAAACAGCUGCGCAGAAACAGCUGCGCAGAAGCAGCUGCGCAGGAACAGCUGCGCAGAAACAGCUGCGCAGAAGCAGCUGCGCAGAAGCAGCUGGCAAGAAGCAGCUGCGCAGAAGCAGCUGCGCAGAAGCAGCUGCGCAGAAGCAGCUGCGCAGGAACAGCUGCGCAGGAACAGCUGCGCAGGAACGGCUGCGCAGGAACGGCUGCGCCGGAACGGCUGCGCCGAAACGGCUGCGCCGGAACGGCUGCGCCGAAACGGCUGCGCAGGAACGGCUGCGCAGGAACGGCUGCGCAGGAACGGCUGCGCAGAAACGGCUGCGCAGAAACGGCUGCGCAGAAACGGCUGCUCAGGAACGGCUGCGCAGGAACGGCUGCGCAGGAACGGCUGCGCAGGAACGGCUGCGCAGGAACGGCUGCGCAGGAACGGCUGCGCAGGAACGGCUGCGCAGGAACGGCUGCGCAGGAACGGCUGCGCAGAAACGGCUGCGCAGGAACGGCUGCGCAGAAACGGCUGCGCCGAAACGGCUGCGCCGAAACGGCUGCGCCGAAACGGCUGCGCCGAAACGGCUGCGCCGAAACGGCUGCGCCGAAACGGCUGCGCCGAAACGGCUGCGCCGAAACGGCUGCGCCGAAACGGCUGCGCCGAAACGGCUGCGCCGAAACGGCUGCGCCGAAACGGCUGCGCCGAAACGGCUGCGCCGAAACGGCUGCGCAGAAACGGCUGCGCCGAAACGGCUGCGCAGAAACGGCUGCGCCGAAACGGCUGCGCAGAAACGGCUGCGCCGAAACGGCUGCGCAGGAACGGCUGCGCAGAAACGGCUGCGCAGAAACGGCUGCGCAGAAACAGCUAGGCAGAAACAGCUGCGCAGAAACAGCUGCGCAGGAACAGCUGCGCAGGAACAGCUGCGCAGGAACAGCUGCGCAGGAGCAGCUGCGCAGGAGCAGCUGCGCAGGAGCAGCUGCGCAGGAGCAGCUGCGCAGGAGCAGCUGCGCAGAAGCAGCUGCGCAGAAGCGGCUGCGCAGAAACGGCUGCGCAGAAACGGCUGCGCAGAAGCGGCUGCGCAGAAGCGGCUGCGCAGAAGCGGCUGCGCAGAAACGGCUGCGCAGAAGCGGCUGCGCAGAAGCGGCUGCGCAGAAGCGGCUGCGCAGAAACGGCUGCGCAGAAGCGGCUGCGCAGAAGCGGCUGCUCAGAAGCGGCUGCGCAGGAACGGCUGCGCAGGAACGGCUGCGCAGGAACGGCUGCGCAGGAACGGCUGCGCAGGAACGGCUGCGCAGGAACGGCUGCGCAGGAACGGCUGCGCAGGAACGGCUGCGCAGGAACGGCUGCGCAGGAACGGCUGCGCAGGAACGGCUGCGCAGGAGCGGCUGCGCAGAAGCGGCUGCGCAGAAGCGGCUGCGCAGAAACGGCUGCGCAGAAGCGGCUGCGCAGAAGCGGCUGCGCAGAAGCGGCUGCGCAGAAGCGGCUGCGCAGAAGCGGCUGCGCAGAAGCGGCUGCGCAGAAGCGGCUGCGCAGAAGCGGCUGCGCAGAAGCGGCUGCGCAGAAGCGGCUGCGCAGAAGCGGCUGCGCAGAAGCGGCUGCGCAGAAGCGGCUGCGCAGAAGCGGCUGCGCAGAAGCGGCUGCGCGGAAGCGGCUGCGCGGAAACGGCUGCGCAGAAGCGGCUGCGCGGAAACGGCUGCGCCGAAACGGCUGCGACGAAACGGCUGCGCCGAAACGGCUGCGCCGAAACGGCUGCGCAGGAACGGCUGCGCAGGAACGGCUGCGCAGAAACGGCUGCGCAGAAACAGCUAGGCAGAAACAGCUGCGCAGAAACAGCUGCGCAGAAACAGCUGCGCAGAAACAGCUGCGCAGAAACAGCUGCGCAGAAACAGCUGCGCAUAAACAGCUGCAAACGGCUGCGCAGAAGCGGCUGCGCAGAAGCGGCUGCGCAGAAGCGGCUGCGCAGAAACGGCUGCGCAGAAGCGGCUGCGCAGAAGCGGCUGCGCAGAAGCGGCUGCGCAGAAACGGCUGCGCAGAAGCGGCUGCGCAGAAGCGGCUGCUCAGAAGCGGCUGCGCAGGAACGGCUGCGCAGGAACGGCUGCGCAGGAACGGCUGCGCAGGAACGGCUGCGCAGGAACGGCUGCGCAGGAACGGCUGCGCAGGAACGGCUGCGCAGGAACGGCUGCGCAGGAACGGCUGCGCAGGAACGGCUGCGCAGGAACGGCUGCGCAGGAGCGGCUGCGCAGAAGCGGCUGCGCAGAAGCGGCUGCGCAGAAACGGCUGCGCAGAAACGGCUGCGCAGAAGCGGCUGCGCAGAAGCGGCUGCGCAGAAGCGGCUGCGCAGAAGCGGCUGCGCAGAAGCGGCUGCGCAGAAGCGGCUGCGCAGAAGCGGCUGCGCAGAAGCGGCUGCGCAGAAGCGGCUGCGCAGAAGCGGCUGCGCAGAAGCGGCUGCGCAGAAGCGGCUGCGCAGAAGCGGCUGCGCAGAAGCGGCUGCGCGGAAGCGGCUGCGCGGAAGCGGCUGCGCGGAAACGGCUGCGCAGAAGCGGCUGCGCGGAAACGGCUGCGCCGAAACGGCUGCGACGAAACGGCUGCGCCGAAACGGCUGCGCCGAAACGGCUGCGCAGGAACGGCUGCGCAGGAACGGCUGCGCAGAAACGGCUGCGCAGAAACAGCUAGGCAGAAACAGCUGCGCAGAAACAGCUGCGCAGAAACAGCUGCGCAGAAACAGCUGCGCAGAAACAGCUGCGCAGAAACAGCUGCGCAUAAACAGCUGCGCAUAA